AUGAAGCUUUAUAUGUCCAGACUUCAUAUGGUUUCUCUUUCGUUUGAGAGCACUGUGCAGGUUGGCAAACUGCAGGACCUUAUCAACCGAAGUAAGAUGGCGAGGUGUAGAGGACGAUUUGUUUGCCCAGUCAUUCUGUACAAGGGAAAGCAUAUUUGCAGAUCAGCAACGCUGGCUGGCUGGGGAGAGCUCUAUGGGCGCACCGGCUACAAUUACAUCUUCUCAGGAGGUUCUGAUGAUGCCUGGGCGGAUGCAGAAGACAUUUCAGAGGAAGAUUCUGCACUUAGAAAUGCCGACUCCCAGCUGUUUGACAAGGUCAGAGGGCACGACAUCAAGCUGCUUCGAUACCUUUCUGUCCGUUAUAUCUGCGACCUGAUGGUGGAAAACAAGAAGGUGAAGUUUGGCUUGAGUGUGACGUCUUCCGAGAAAGUGGACAAAGCUCAACGUUAUGCUGAUUUCACGCUUCUCUCCAUCCCAUAUCCAGGCUGUGAAUUUUUUAAGGAGUACAAAGAUCGAGAUUAUACAGCUGAAGGUCUCAUAUUUAACUGGAAACAGGAUUAUGUAGAUGCUCCAUUAAGUAUCCCAGCCUUUCUGACCCAAUCUCUGAAUAUCGAUUGGAGCGAGUACCAGAGCUGGGACCUCAUACAACAGACACAGAACUACCUGAAGCUGCUGAUCUCCAUCAUCAACACUGAUGAUGACAGCGGGCUCCUGGUGCACUGUAUAUCUGGCUGGGAUCGAACUCCGCUCUUCAUCUCCUUAUUGCGCCUCUCCUUAUGGGCUGAUGGGCUGAUUCACGUGUCCCUGGAGCCAUCAGAGAUUCUCUACCUGACAGUGGCCUAUGACUGGUUUCUCUUUGGGCACAUGUUAGCUGAUCGACUCAGUAAAGGAGAAGAGAUUUUCUUUUUCUGCUUCAAUUUUCUGAAGCACAUCACCUCUGAGGAGUUCUCUGCUGUGAAGUCACAGAGAAGGAAGAGUUUGCAGCCUGGCUUCACCCUGGAAGAGAUCUGCAUGCUCAAGCAGAGAGACCGAGGCAGCACCACAAGCCUGAGCAGCGACUUCUCCCUGGGGAUGGAGAGUUCACCUGGAGCAGCUGGGAGCUUCACCUAUGAAGCAGUGGAGCUCAUGCCAGCAGGAGCACAGGCUCAAGCAGCAUGGAGGAAGAGCUGCACAUCAUCACCACAAGCCGUACUGUGGAGCAGGGCACAGCUGUCUGAAGACAGGCUGCCUUCCAUAGGGAUGGCCGAAGUCAAGUCCUCCAGCUCCUCCUCAUCAACCCAUUCUGAUAACUUCCUGAGGAUGGGAAGCAGCCCACUGGAAGUGCCCAGAUCCAGAUCGGCCGACCAUUCUCUGCCCGGAUCUUCCGUUUCCACAGACUUUGGCAGCUGGCAGAUGGUGACAGGGUGUGGCAGUAUUCGGGAGCAGGCAAUCCUGAGCGCAGACGCCUCUCUCCCUUGCAGCUUCCCGGAUGAGUUGCCUAGCACUUGCCU
Molecule: messenger RNA, 1490 nt
Organism: Apaloderma vittatum (bar-tailed trogon)
Lineage: Eukaryota; Metazoa; Chordata; Aves; Trogoniformes; Trogonidae
Gene: MTMR14
Product: myotubularin related protein 14
Exons: 17
Biological process (GO): dephosphorylation
Molecular function (GO): phosphatidylinositol-3-phosphate phosphatase activity
Source: RefSeq, a predicted model, not a curated record